Messenger RNA from Oncorhynchus nerka (sockeye salmon), 2922 nucleotides. RefSeq lists its product as uncharacterized. Bases 1 to 2922 code for a protein of 973 amino acids. The transcript has 2 exons. The record is from RefSeq and is a predicted model, not a curated record. NCBI's taxonomy places the organism in Eukaryota, Metazoa, Chordata, Actinopteri, Salmoniformes, Salmonidae.
AUGGGGAGUGAUCUGGUUGACAGGAAGAAGGAGGUCACCCAACACGAGACAACGGCUGCGGACAAGGCAGGGAGGGAGACAGAGGUGCAACAACGUCCCUGCAACAACGUCCCUGCAACAACGUCCCUGCAGCAACGUCCCUGCAGCAACGUCCCUGCAACAACGUCCCUGCAACAACGUCCCUGCAACAACGUCCCUGCAACAACGUCCCUGCAACAACGUCCCUGCAGCAACGUCCCUGCAACAACGUCCCUGCAGUCCCUGCAACAACGUCCCUGCAACAACGUCCCUGCAACAACGUCCCUGCAACAACGUCCCUGCAGCAACGUCCCUGCAGCAAUGUCCCUGCAACAACGUCCCUGCAACAACGUCCCUGCAACAACGUCCCUGCAGCAACGUCCCUGCAGCAACGUCCCUGCAGCAAUGUCCCUGCAGUCCCUGCAACAACGUCCCUGCAGCAACGUCCCUGCAACAAUGUCCCUGCAGUCCCUGCAACAACGUCCCUGCAACAACGUCCCUGCAGCAACGUCCCUGCAACAACGUCCCUGCAACAACGUCCCUGCAACAACGUCCCUGCAACAAUGUCCCUGCAACAACGUCCCUGCAACAACGUCCCUGCAGUCCCUGCAACAACGUCCCUGCAACAACGUCCCUGCAGUCCCUGCAACCCUGCAACAAUGUCCCUGCAAACGUCCCUGCAACAACGUCCCUGCAAACAAUGUCCGUCCCUGCAACAAUGUCCCUGCAACAACGUCCCUGCAACAACGUCCCUGCAACAAUGUCCCUGCAACAACGUCCCUGCAACAACGUCCCUGCAACAACGUCCCUGCAGCAACGUCCCUGCAACAACGUCCCUGCAGCAACGUCCCUGCAACAACGUCCCUGCAGCAACGUCCCUGCAACAAUCCCUGUCCCUGCAACAACGUCCCUGCAACGUCCCUGCAGCCCUGCAACGUCCCUGCAACAACGUCCCUGCAGCAACGUCCCUGCAACAACGUCCCUGCAGCAACGUCCCUGCAACACGUCCUGCAACGUCCCAACAACGUGCAACAACGUCCUGCAACGCGUCCCUGCAAACGUCCCUGCAGUUCCCUGCAACAAUGUCCCUGCAACAACGUCCCUGCAACAAUGUCCCUGCAACAACGUCCCUGCAACAACGUCCCUGCAACAACGUCCCUGCAACAACGUCCCUGCAACAACGUCCCUGCAACAACGUCCCUGCAGUCCCUGCAACAACGUCCCUGCAACAACGUCCCUGCAACAACGUCCCUGCAGUCCCUGCAACAAUGUCCCUGCAACAACGUCCCUGCAACAACGUCCCUGCAGCAACGUCCCUGCAACAACGUCCCUGCAGUCCCUGCAACAAUGUCCCUGCAACAAUGUCCCUGCAACAACGUCCCUGCAGCAACGUCCCUGCAACAACGUCCCUGCAGUCCCUGCAACAAUGUCCCUGCUGUCCCUGCAACAAUGUCCCUGCAACAACGUCCCUGCAACAACGUCCCUGCAGUCCCUGCAGUCCCUGCAACAACGUCCCUGCAGUCCCUGCGGUCCCUGCAACAACGUCCCUGCAGUCCCUGCAACAAUGUCCCUGCAGUCCCUGCAACAAUGUCCCUGCAACAACGUCCCUGCAACAACGUCCCUGCAGUCCCUGCAACAAUGUCCCUGCAGUCCCUGCAACAACGUCCCUGCAAUCCCUGCAACAAUGUCCCUGCAGUCCCUGCAACAACGUCCCUGCAGUCCCUGCAACAAUGUCCCUGCAGUCCCUGCAACAACGUCCCUGCAACAACAUCCCUGCAACAACGUCCCUGCAGUCCCUGCAACAACGUCCCUGCAGUCCCUGCAACAACGUCCCUGCAGUCCCUGCAACAAUGUCCCUGCAGUCCCUGCAACAACGUCCCUGCAACAACGUCCCUGCAACAACGUCCCUGCAGUCCCUGCACCCUGCAACAACGUCCCUGCAGUCCCUGCAACAAUGUCCCUGCAACAACGUCCCUGCAACAACGUCCCUGCAACAACGUCCCUGCAGUCCCUGCAGUCCCUGCAACAACGUCCCUGCAGUCCCUGCAACAAUGUCCCUGCAGUCCCUGCAACAAUGUCCCUGCAACAACGUCCCUGCAACAACGUCCCUGCAGUCCCUGCAACAAUGUCCCUGCAUUCCCUGCAACAACGUCCCUGCAGUCCCUGCAACAACGUCCCUGCAGUCCCUGCAACAACGUCCCUGCAGUCCCUGCAACAAUGUCCCUGCAGUCCCUGCAACAACGUCCCUGCAACAACGUCCCUGCAACAACAUCCCUGCAACAACGUCCCUGCAGUCCCUGCAACAAUGUCCCUGCAGUCCCUGCAGCAACGUCCCUGCAAUCCCUGCAACAAUGUCCCUGCAGUCCCUGCAACAACGUCCCUGCAGUCCCUGUAACAAUGUCCCUGCAGUCCCUGCAACAACGUCCCUGCAACAACAUCCCUGCAACAACGUCCCUGCAGUCCCUGCAACAACGUCCCUGCAGUCCCUGCAACAAUGUCCCUGCAGUCCCUGCAACAACGUCCCUGCAACAACGUCCCUGCAACAACGUCCCUGCAACAACGUCCCUGCAGUCCCUGCAACAAUGUCCCUGCAGUCCCUGCAACAAUGUCCCUGCAACAACGUCCCUGCAGUCCCUGCAACAAUGUCCCUGCAGUCCCUGCAACAACGUCCCUGCAAUCCCUGCAACAAUGUCCCUGCAGUCCCUGCAACAACGUCCCUGCAGUCCCUGCAACAAUGUCCCUGCAGUCCCUGCAACAAUGUCCCUGCAACAACGUCCCUGCAGUCCCUGCAACAACGUCCCUGCAGUCCCUGCAACAACGUCCCUGCAGUCCCUGCAACAACGUCCCUGCAGUCCCUGCAACAAUGUCCCUGAAUGUUCCAUAGUACCCCACACUUCCCGCUAA